This is a messenger RNA of Trichoderma asperellum CBS 433.97, 2547 nucleotides long. RefSeq lists its product as uncharacterized. The record is from RefSeq and is a predicted model, not a curated record. Lineage: Eukaryota; Fungi; Ascomycota; Sordariomycetes; Hypocreales; Hypocreaceae. Gene Ontology annotation, molecular function: zinc ion binding; DNA binding; DNA-binding transcription factor activity, RNA polymerase II-specific. Gene Ontology annotation, biological process: regulation of DNA-templated transcription; DNA-templated transcription.
CGCGCAAGUCCCAGGGGAAACUGUCGAAAAAUCUGGGGAAACACUAUUUCCAUUCAUCUUCCAAAAUAUGUGAAUUGUUCACAUCGGCUCCCCACAUUACUUUAACCCGAAUCAACGGCUCCCGGACGGCUGAGAGACAAGCCGUGCUGCCAUACAACUAAAUUACUAUCUCACUCACUCAUCGCGGAACAGAAGCCAAGUGGAGGCGAUGGGUUCCUCCAAGUCAGAUGAAGAGACAUCAUCAAGCUCUCCGCUGUUGCGCACGCGAUUGCGCGCAAGCCAUGCUUGCACUGUCUGUAGAAUUCGCAAAGUCAGAUGCGAUGUUGCAGUUACUGGUUUCCCGUGCACAAACUGCAAGCUAGAUUCGGCCAACUGCAAAGUGUUGCCGCGAAAGCGGAAAUGGGAACAAAGAGUGAAGCGCGUGAUAGAACACGAGGGAAAGGAGCAUAUAUCCCAGUCUCGACAAAUAGAUGUAGAGAAGGCGAAACCGUCACAAGCAAUUUACCCAAGCCCCAAGUCCCAAGCAGAAAUUAAACAGGACCAAGAAAGGAACAGUUCAUCCAGUCCAUCUAUUAAGAUCGAUCCAUCCUUGACACCGGCGUUCCAACAUGGGGAAUCGGAUACUAAUAGCGAAGCUUUACACUCCAACUUCACUUUCACGGAUGGUACCAUUGACCCAAGCACAAUAGGAACGCAAGAUGGCCUUGGUAGUAGCAAUCCCUGGGGACCGGGAUAUGACAAAACUACCAUCUUCGGACUGCAGCCGCCAGCACGUUUCGUGCCUUAUUCUAACUACAACUUUGUUGAUGCUGGGUCCCUCAAUCAACUUAGUCAUAUCGACGUAGCGUAUUUGACAGAAAAGGACUGUCUCACCUUGCCUACGGAAACAGCACUGGAAGAGUUCUUUCAUCAGUAUUUCUCACAUGUGCAUCCCAUCAUACCUCUACUCAGCGAAGCAGAGUUUUGGGCGGCAGACGCUCGCAUUCCCCUUCUCCUAAUUCGCGCAAUCCUAUUUAUAUCAUCACCUUACGUGUCAGCAUCAACGCUCCUUAGCCUCGGGUACAGCAGUGUACAAGCGGCUCAUACUGAACUAUACACGGCUGCAAAGACCUUGACACAAUUCGACAUCCACAGAAACAAUGUCGUCAGUGCACAGGUAGCGCUCUUGCUGACCUACUACUCACCUGCACCGAGCGAUACCACAAACACAUACUGGAUGGUAAACGCAGUCCACUUUGCGCGUUGCGCUCGUGCAGACCAGUAUCAUACACUAAGCGACGACAACCCCGCGAAACUAAGGCUUAAACGGCUGUGGUGGACCUGCAUAUUGCGAGACAGGGUUAUAUCUUUGAGUUUACGAAGACCACUAACCAUCGGAUGCGAUGAUUUCGACUUCAGCCACCAAGGCCUUAAUCUUGCUGACUUCUCAGACGAACUGGGGGUCUCUACAGUAUAUGACCGGCCGACAAGACAAAUUUUAGCUCAUUGCAUGUCGGCAUUCUGCGAACUCGUUAUUCCUUUGAACAAAGCUCUUACGAUACUCUACCCAGCAGCUGGCCCCAAUACCAUAACCUCAGAGACAAACACUGGAAAGGAGUCAGAUGCUUGCGCCGAAAUUCUCGAGCUUCUGGAUGCUUGGCACCAGAAAACAAGGGAGCGAUUUGAGACUUCUACCCCAUCAAUUGGCGUCCACAAAUGCCUAACCAUGUUCAUCAAGAUGACUUUUAUCUACUACUUUUCUGCGAGAGCGAGCCUCUGCUACCACAUGAUGUUAUUAUCUGUAUCCAAUCCUGGCCACGCAUCAGAUGUGAAGAAGAAUGAUCUCCAGGUUCAGGCAGAGAUGGAUUCAUCUUUGAAGGGAAUCACCGGGAUGUUCAUGCAGUUAGCCCGUCUUGGGCUUGUCCAGUACUUGCCAAACACAUUCGUUACCUUCACAGCUAUCCCGCUCAUCUGGCAAGUUCUAGAUGCAAAGAUACUAAAUACUGGAGCGCUCGCAGCAGACAAUAUGCGCGAUCUUAUGGUCUACACCAACGUCAUGAACAAGUUCCGAGGCCUCCACCAAAACGCAAACAACGUACUAAAGUUUAUAAAGCAGCUCAUCAAUCACAUCCAAACAACGGAAUCUGUUGACAUUGAUCAAUAUGAUCUUUCGGCAGACACCUCUUUCCCCCCAGAACUUCUGUCGAGCUUCCUGCCUGGCGAGAAGGCACAGGAUAUCAUCCACGAGCCGAAAAAUAAAUGGGCAAAGUUGUUUGCCGGAAAGCCGCGAACGUACCUACGGAUCGCAUUGACGAUUCAACAUUCUCUUUCUAGCGGCAAUUUUCCAUCCGAGGAAGACUUUCCAAAAGCACUGCAGAUUGUCAGAUUUGCAGAAGAGACAAUGGAUGGUGGUAUUGAUGUCGGGCUGUACAAGUAUUUGCAACAUAUGGAGGAUUUCUUGCUAUCUGCUUAGUUAUCAUUAGCGACGGUGUCUGGAAAAGCGAUACUUUAUAGUUUUAUUUAAUGAUUGAAGCGUAAGCUGUUGGUAAAUCAAUAUGCAACUUGAAC